This is a messenger RNA of Toxotes jaculatrix (banded archerfish), 889 nucleotides long. It is a transcript of the gene get1, whose product is annotated as guided entry of tail-anchored proteins factor 1. The coding region runs from base 61 to 573 and encodes 170 amino acids. The transcript is spliced from 5 exons. Gene Ontology annotation, biological process: tail-anchored membrane protein insertion into ER membrane. The record is from RefSeq and is a predicted model, not a curated record. NCBI's taxonomy places the organism in Eukaryota, Metazoa, Chordata, Actinopteri, Toxotidae.
UGUGCUCUCCAGUAGCUCCACAGCUGCAAAGGGAGGCUGACUGGAGGGGGGAGAGAAAACAUGGCGACCGGGUAUGCGUGGUUCCUUGUGCUGGGGUCGGUUUUUCUGUGCAAUCUCAUGAAAACACUCCUGCCGACCAUAUCCUCUGUCCUCUCAAAGAUGGUGCAGAAAGAUGCUGAGCAGGAGAGUGAGAUGAGGGCUGAAAUCCAGGAGAUGAAGAAGGAGCAGUCCUCCAUUAGCAUGAUGGAUGAGUUUGCAAGAUAUGCCAGGCUGGAGCGCAAAAUCAACAAGAUGACAGACAGGCUGAAAACACACGUGAAAUCAAGAACAGCACAACAAGCCAAAAUGAAAUGGGUUGUGAACAUUGUCUUUUACAUACUACAGGCUGCACUGAUGAUCUCCUUAAUAUGGAAGUAUUACUCUGAUCCAGUGACAGUGGUUCCCAGUAGAUGGAUUGCCCCUGUGGAGCGCCUUGUGGCAUUCCCGACAGGAGUGGCAGGUGGAGUGGGAAUCACAUGUUGGUUGGUGGUUUGCAACAAAGUAGUUACACUCGGUCUCCAUGCCGUCAGCUAGAGAUUAAAGCUGUGAUCACAAACAGUAAACACAUUGUUCUCCUCACGUACUGCUCAAAAUUGUGUUGAUGAAAGCUACAGUUUUGUUCCGUUAAUUUAUUUUGUCAGCUGCUCCAGGUCAACUUGUAGAAAUGCAGUGCAUUUUGAUGCUGGCCGUCUCAUUCUGCAACAUAAUAAUUUGGUGUUGUUGAAUUUUGUUGGGAUCAUUUUGUUGAUUUUAUUUUUUUGUUAAUUAAGUUAAUUGUGAGAAUGUUUUGACUGUAUAUGAGUUGGAAAUACUGAAAUGCCUUUUCAAUAAAAGAUAAAAGAAAAGCUUG